AUUUCGUGGAGUGAAAGGUUAUGUGCCUUUCUAAAACACGUUGCUCUUUGUGCUGGAUUACUUCAUGUAGAACUGUGGUAUGGGUCUUCCUCUGGACAAAAUUCAGUUGUUCACCAAGUACACCCGUAUGUUUACAGUCACUUCCUUAGUUGACAUUACUUUCAGGGCUACAUUCAUUAUUCGGAUUAUGUUGCGAAACGUUUUGAAACUAACAAUUUACUCCAUGUAAAAUGUUUAGCAAUAAACGAACAUUUCUAUUGGACAAACGUUCUGUAAUUGGCUUCCAUUGCAAAAACCAUUGCAAAAACGUUUUGCAACAGAAUCUGACUAAUGAAUACACCCCAGGUGCGCUGCACCAGUGGAAGGAGAAGGGAAGGUAUGUAUGUUCCCUGUUAUGUUCUCUUCAUAUGGUGUUAUACCAGUACACUAUUACAACCCUGUUCUCUUCAUAUUGGCUCAAUCCAGAACACUAUUACCAAUACCUCGCUUUAUUUAUUGAGACAAGUCCUUUAUUACAUAGUCUGUUGGACCAAAAAACAGGUUGACUGUUCCCAGUACACUAUAUUACCAACACCUCAUUUAUUACAUAACCUGGUCUUUGUCCAACAGGUUGACUGUUCCCAGUACACUAUAUUACCAACACCUCACUUAUUACAUAACCUGGUCUUUGUCCAACAGGUUGACUGUUCCCAGUACACUAUAUUACCAACACCUCACUUAUUACAUAACCUGGUCUUUGUCCAACAGGUUGACUGUUCCCAGUACACUAUAUUACCAACACCUCACUUAUUACAUAACCUGGUCUUUGUCCAACAGGCUGACUGUUCCAGUACACUAUAUUACCAACACCUCACUUAUUACAUAACCUGGUCUUUGUCCAACAGGCUGACUGUUCCCAGUACACUAUAUUACCAACACCUCACUUAUUACAUAACCUGGUCUUUGUCCAACAGGUUGACUGUUCCCAGUACACUAUAUUACCAACACCUCACUUAUUACAUAACCUGGUCUUUGUCCAACAGGUUGACUGUUCCCAGUACACUAUAUUACCAACACCUCACUUAUUACAUAACCUGGUCUUUGUCCAACAGGCUGACUGUUCCCAGUACACUAUAUUACCAACACCUCACUUAUUACAUAACCUGGUCUUUGUCCAACAAGUUGACUGUUCCCAGUACACUAUAUUACCAACACCUCAUUUAUUACAUAACCUGGUCUUUGUCCAACAGGCUGACUGUUCCCAGUACACUAUAUUACCAACAGGUUGACUGUUCCCAGUACACUAUAUUACCAACACCUCACUUAUUACAUAACCUGGUCUUUGUCCAACAGGUUGACUGUUCCCAGUACACUAUAUUACCAACACCUCACUUAUUACAUAACCUGGUCUUUGUCCAACAGGCUGACUGUUCCCAGUACACUAUAUUACCAACACCUCACUUAUUACAUAACCUGGUCUUUGUCCAACAGGCUGACUGUUCCCAGUACACUAUAUUACCAACACCUCACUUAUUACAUAACCUGGUCUUUGUCCAACAGGUUGACUGUUCCCAGUACACUAUAUUACCAACACCUCACUUAUUACAUAACCUGGUCUUUGUCCAACAGGUUGACUGUUCCCAGUACACUAUAUUACCUACACCUCACUUAUUACAUAACCUGGUCUUUGUCCAACAGGCUGACUGUUCCCAGUACACUAUAUUACCAACACCUCACUUAUUACAUAACCUGGUCUUUGUCCAACAAGUUGACUGUUCCCAGUACACUAUAUUACCAACACCUCACUUAUUACAUAACCUGGUCUUUGUCCAACAGGUUGACUGUUCCCAGUACACUAUAUUACCAACACCUCACUUAUUACAUAACCUGGUCUUUGUCCAACAGGCUGACUGUUCCCAGUACACUAUAUUACCAACACCUCACUUAUUACAUAACCUGGUCUUUGUCCAACAGGCUGACUGUUCCCAGUACACUAUAUUACCAACACCUCACUUAUUACAUAACCUGGUCUUUGUCCAACAGGUUGACUGUUCCCAGUACACUAUAUUACCAACACCUCACUUAUUACAUAACCUGGUCUUUGUCCAACAGGUUGACUGUUCCCAGUACACUAUAUUACCAACACCUCACUUAUUACAUAACCUGGUCUUUGUCCAACAGGCUGACUGUUCCCAGUACAACUUGCCCAUGUGCCCCCGCAACUUCGAGCCAGUGUGUGGAAGUGACGGCACCAACUACUCUAAUGAAUGCAUGCUGUGCUUUCAGAACAUGGAGCGGAAGACUAACAUUCUCAUCCGGAGUAAAGGAGAGUGCUGAACCAGACAAGACCGUCCAUUGUCUCAGCCACACACCAGGCCCCCUCAACAUGACUUUAAACCACUUCCUGUUGCCUUGUCAAAACACUGACGUCUCUUCUAUUGCUUUCUAAAUGCUGAGGAGACAGUAAACGAUUUGUCUCGAUAUACUUUGAACCGUUUCCUCAGCACCUGUUUCCUUCUCCAAACCUUAUGGGCUCCCUGUUUGUCUUCUGUAGAGCACUUAACCCCCUAGUCUUUAAGACUGGUGUAGCGUACCUUCUUUGUGGCAAAAUUGUAUUUUUAAAUGGGAUAAUCUUUAUUGUGUUUUUACUUGGCCAUCUUUAAAAAAAAAUCUGUAAUUAAAACAAUUUUAGCAAAGUU
Oncorhynchus tshawytscha (Chinook salmon) is the source of this 2678-nucleotide messenger RNA. Its product is annotated as serine protease inhibitor Kazal-type 1. Gene Ontology annotation, molecular function: serine-type endopeptidase inhibitor activity; protein binding. Lineage: Eukaryota; Metazoa; Chordata; Actinopteri; Salmoniformes; Salmonidae. The record is from RefSeq and is a predicted model, not a curated record. Bases 331 to 2316 code for a protein of 661 amino acids. The transcript is spliced from 5 exons.